AUGCCCUACUUGGAGCAAGCUGGAUUUAGGUCAGCAGCAUUGAUCCAGACGUUCGACUUGCGAUACGAUUUAAUAUCUGCACUAGUGGAGCGGUGGCGCCCGGAGACCCACACUUUUCAUUUUUCGUGUGGGGAGUGCAUAAUGACUUUAGAGGAUGUUGCACUGCAGCUUGGGCUCCUAAUCAACGAGAGUCCCCCUACUAGGAGACUCGAUGAGUCAAAUUUUUCGGGCUUGAAAUUUACAUGGCUAAAAGUCAAAUUUGGACACUUAUCAGCUAAUGCCACUGAAGGAGAGUUGAUGUGCGCUGCUGGAGCCUGGGGCUCUGCAGUUCUGGCAGUGUUGUAUCGGGAGCUUUGUUGGACGGCAAAGCCUGCUGUCAUAGACAUAGGCGGAUGCCUUACAUUGUUGCAGUCCUGGGCACUUUAUCGGAUGUCAUUCUUGGCAUCAGUUAGUCACCAACCAUAUGUAUAUCCACUAGUUAACAGAUGGAGUAUUUAUCCGGGUAUCGAGAAGUCAUACACUGUCCCGAUAUACCGUCUGAUGAUCGAACAGCAUACCGGGGAAGGGAUGGUUAUGGCUUCCGAUUUGCAACCAUCAGUAGAGUACAAGCAAUGGCACUCUAGUUUGGCAAAGCCAUAUCUACUUGGAGGGUAG
This is a messenger RNA of Gossypium raimondii (Peruvian cotton), 654 nucleotides long. Its product is annotated as protein MAINTENANCE OF MERISTEMS-like. The coding region runs from base 1 to 654 and encodes 217 amino acids. Lineage: Eukaryota; Viridiplantae; Streptophyta; Magnoliopsida; Malvales; Malvaceae. The transcript has 5 exons. Gene Ontology annotation, biological process: meristem development; meristem maintenance. The record is from RefSeq and is a predicted model, not a curated record.